ACACUUGCAGUAGCACGUCACUUCUUCAACAGAUUUCUACAGGCUCUACUUCAAACUGCAGCUGAGCUCACAGUGAUGAAUCCUGAAGGUUACCCGAGUGAUUCAGUUCCACUGCAGGGGAGGCCGUAUGAUGGGUUCUCUGGACAGCCUGCAGGCCCUUCAAUGGUUCAAUACACCACUGUGAACGUCACUGAGGAGCCCCCCAAGGACCACAUCAUCUGGUCCAUCUUCAACUUUGCCUACAUGAACCUAUGCUGCCUCGGACUGGUAGCUCUCAUCCACUCCAUCAAGGCCAGAGAUCGGAAGGUGGUUGGAGAUCUGGAAGGAGCCAGAGAGUAUGGCUCCAUUGCUAGCUGCUUCAACAUGGCUGCCACUGUCUUCACUUGCCUCAUUAUUCUCUUUCUCUUUUUCUUUGUUUUAUUUGCCGUUCGUUUUUGA
Molecule: messenger RNA, 438 nt
Organism: Stegastes partitus (bicolor damselfish)
Lineage: Eukaryota; Metazoa; Chordata; Actinopteri; Pomacentridae
Product: dispanin subfamily A member 2b-like
Exons: 2
Coding region: 76-438 (120 amino acids)
Cellular component (GO): plasma membrane
Source: RefSeq, a predicted model, not a curated record